UCCAUUUGUUUAAUCACUGGUUUCUGUUUCUCCCUGUGGAGAAGGAGAGUAACACACUUGAGGAUAAGUCAACAAGCAAUUAUUAAGCACCCCCUAGGAUGGCAAGCUAGGAUUCAGAAGCCUGCCUUCUCUUUUCCCCGCUUCCUCCGUCUGCUGCUGGCACAAUAGGAUGGAGCGCUCUUAGAAGAGAACACCAGUUAGUUUAUCCUGCCUAAUCUUUUUCUUCCCAGCUUGAAAAAGACCCCCCAUGGGACGAGUGAAUGAGCCAAAGCCUCUUUUGACAAGAGAAGCUUAAAGGGCCCUUUCUCUUUCCCACCCCAGGAACUCCAACAUGACCAGGAAGAUCUUCACAAACACCCGGGAACGGUGGAGGCAGCAGAACGUCAACAGUGCCUUUGCCAAACUGAGGAAGCUCAUCCCCACUCACCCUCCUGACAAGAAGCUGAGCAAAAACGAAACGCUCCGCCUGGCCAUGAGGUACAUCAACUUCCUGGUGAAGGUCUUAGGGGAGCAGAGCCUGCAGCAGGCAGGAGCGGCCGCUCCAGGAGACAUUCUGGGCCUCUUCCCCCACGGACCCCACCUGCCAGACAGGACUCUCCGUGCUGACUACCAGGUUCCUUCCCCUGGUCCAAGCCGCCGCAUUCCCUAGUGGGGCUCUGCUGUCAUCACCCUGGGCAGCACUGGUUCAGAAGUCACUGGCUGUCCACAGCCUCCUGCACGUUCGAGAGUCAACUUGGUGAAUAAUUUGUGAGGCACAAAUUUCAGUUUCAGAGGAGGUGGCUCCGGGUCAGCUUCAGGGAGCUGAAAGGAGGCCAUGAGAAAUGUGGCUUGGGGGACCACUCCCUGGGGCUGCAGGCAGAGCAGCCUAUCUCUGCCUGUUUUAUAAAUCCAGGUUCUGCAUAAGGUGUUGUUUGGAAGAAAAAAACAGGUUACAAACUGGUUUGAAAAUCACCAUUGAAAAUCACAGUAUGUUCUCAGUUGUAUGAAAGCAGUUUUCUCAACAGAUCUCAGAUGGAUCAGCAGAAAAUGCUUCCCUCCAAACGUAAAGUUUGUUUUGAAAAAUGAGGCAUAUUUGAUCAAGGGUGAACAGCAUAAGACAAAUGAAAAGAUAGCCUUACAGAAACCAACCUGGAGACCUGCAGGAAAAUCUGUGGAGAAAAGACCCUCCUGACACAUGAGGAUCACAGGAAAGCAGCGGACUCCUGUGGAAGAGCUCAGCAUCCUUUAUCUCUAUGGAAAUGGGAGGGUCACUCGCCCCGAGCUGUGUGUAUAUAUAUAUAUAUAUAUAUACAUAUAUAUAUAUAUAUAUAUACACACACACAUACAUACAUACAUAUAUACAUAUAUAUAUGUUGUCUCUAAAGCCAAAUGGUGGAUUAUAUCUGUGAGAGGAAAGGACUCAAUAUAUGAGAGUUCCCAUUUUUUUUUAAUGAAAAACCGUUAGCUAAAAUAGCUUCCUAACCCCUUAGUUUCACAUUAGUCAGGUAUUAAAACUUAAUUCAACCCGAAUUCCUGCUGAUUUAAGACCUGUAAAAUCCAAAUAUAAUUAUGAAGAUCUAAAUAUUACCAUUGAACAGCUCAUUUAACAGAGAGCUUAACAAAAGAUUUAGAGUAGACAGUAGGAAUACAGUACUGGACUCUAAUGGAUUAAUGAAUUUGUGAUUUGUCUUCUCUGCUAUGGAACGUUAAGUCAGUCUUAUGCUGGGAGGGUGGUACCCACAAAGGAAUCAAACAGUGUGGACCCGGCAGAACUCACCACCAUGUGCUUGAAUUCAACGAUGAAUUCCAUAGUCUAGCCCAGAAUACAAAUAAUGUCAUUUGGUUGUCUCUGGGACAUUUUAUUUCCACAAAGUUCUUGACAGUACAUUGGUUUUAAAACCUUUUGAGCCACAGAUAGGUAAUUGAUGGAUGUGAGAUUAUGCGUUUCCAGUGUAUACACAAUAGGGGAAUGUAAAUUUUCUGCCACUCUAGAAAGAAGAUAUUUGAUUUAUGAAAGGCUGAAAUAAGCCUUUUUGGUUUGGUGAUCAGAAGAACUCUGAAGCACCUUAUAAUUAGACUCACACCUUUUCAACAGUGUUCAAUAAUCUUCUUUAUAUGCCUUUUGAUUUUUGAUUGAAUUAUUGUGCUUUGUAGAAUGUGACUAGAAGUACCAGCCAAAGAUUUUAUUUAUU
Molecule: messenger RNA, 2171 nt
Organism: Camelus dromedarius (Arabian camel)
Lineage: Eukaryota; Metazoa; Chordata; Mammalia; Artiodactyla; Camelidae
Gene: TAL2
Product: TAL bHLH transcription factor 2
Exons: 2
Coding region: 332-649 (105 amino acids)
Biological process (GO): regulation of transcription by RNA polymerase II
Molecular function (GO): DNA-binding transcription factor activity, RNA polymerase II-specific; protein dimerization activity; RNA polymerase II cis-regulatory region sequence-specific DNA binding
Source: RefSeq, a predicted model, not a curated record